GUUGACCCCCUGCAAAUCAUUCCCUAACUACAGAACAUUGCUCUGAAGUGUGUCCAGGUGCCCAGUGUGGUAGAACUGCUAUGUGCCGCCUUCCUUUCAGCUUGUGGGGGUUCUGCAGCUGAGUUCAUCAUCAGGGUGACCUGAGCUGUCCCUGGAGGCUGGCUCCCAUUUCCUUCUGGUUCUGGCUGAUCUCUUCGUUAUGAGCUGGCUGCUGGGUUACAUGGACCCCACAGAGCCCAGCUUUGUGGCGGCUGUGAUCACCAUUGUGUUCAACCCACUCUUCUGGAAUGUGGUAGCGAGAUGGGAGCAGAGAACUCGGAAGCUGAGCAGAGCCUUCGGCUCCCCCCACCUAGCCUGCUAUUCCCUGGGCAUCUGCAUCCUGCUUUUGAACAUCCUCCGCUCCCACUGCUUCACACAGGCUAUGAUGAGCCAGCCCAAGAUGGAGGGCCUGGACAACCACACCACCUACUUCCUGGGCCUUGCAUUCCUAGGUUGGGGAUUCGUGUUUGUGCUGUCCAGCUUCUAUGCACUGGGGUUCACUGGGACCUUUCUAGGUGACUACUUUGGGAUCCUCAAGGAGUCCAGAGUGACCACAUUUCCCUUCAGCGUGCUGGAUAACCCCAUGUACUGGGGCAGUACAGCCAACUACCUAGGCUGGGCACUCAUGCAUGCUAGUCCCACAGGCCUGCUGUUGACGGUGCUGGUGGCAAUUGUCUACGUGGUUGCUCUCCUAUAUGAAGAGCCCUUCACUGCUGAGAUCUACCGACAGAAAGCUACCAGGUUGCACAAAAGAAGCUGACAGGGCCAUGAAGGAUCUUUGGAAAGCUGGACUGGCCUCUCGGCUGCCCCAAGCAACAACCCUUCCCAGGGAGAGCAGCACUGGCCACUGUACCUGUGCCUUAGAAACCAGUCAUGGGGGCCUCAGGCAUUAUGCUGUGUGACUGCUGAGACCCCCAUCCCCACCAUGUCCCGACACACUAAUAAAGGCAUUGUGACCUCAGCA
Messenger RNA from Mus musculus (house mouse), 1003 nucleotides. It is a transcript of the gene Pemt, whose product is annotated as phosphatidylethanolamine N-methyltransferase. Gene Ontology annotation, molecular function: phosphatidyl-N-methylethanolamine N-methyltransferase activity; S-adenosylmethionine-dependent methyltransferase activity; methyltransferase activity. NCBI's taxonomy places the organism in Eukaryota, Metazoa, Chordata, Mammalia, Rodentia, Muridae. Gene Ontology annotation, cellular component: endoplasmic reticulum; endoplasmic reticulum membrane; mitochondrial membrane. The transcript is spliced from 7 exons. Gene Ontology annotation, biological process: phosphatidylcholine biosynthetic process. The coding region runs from base 200 to 799 and encodes 199 amino acids. The record is from RefSeq and is marked validated.